This is a messenger RNA of Phyllostomus hastatus (greater spear-nosed bat), 6729 nucleotides long. It is a transcript of the gene WDR33, whose product is annotated as WD repeat domain 33. The transcript is spliced from 22 exons. Lineage: Eukaryota; Metazoa; Chordata; Mammalia; Chiroptera; Phyllostomidae. The record is from RefSeq and is a predicted model, not a curated record. Gene Ontology annotation, molecular function: protein binding. The coding region runs from base 185 to 4189 and encodes 1334 amino acids. Gene Ontology annotation, cellular component: mRNA cleavage and polyadenylation specificity factor complex.
ACGCAAGGGCGUGCGCUCGGUAGUUCCCAGAGGAACAUGGCGGCUGCUCCUUUGGAGGAGAGGUUUUGAGAGGUGCGGAGAAAGGAGGCCCACAGGAGGGACACACCCGGCAGUGAACCGGAGCUCUUCGCUCGUCAGUCAUUGAGAGCUCCGCUCCGCCCCAGAAGUGACCUAGAACAUCACCAUGGCUACAGAAAUUGGUUCUCCUCCUCGUUUUUUUCAUAUGCCAAGGUUCCAACACCAGGCACCUCGACAACUGUUUUAUAAGCGACCUGAUUUUGCACAGCAGCAAGCCAUGCAACAACUUACCUUUGAUGGAAAACGAAUGAGAAAAGCAGUAAACCGAAAAACUAUAGACUAUAAUCCGUCUGUAAUUAAGUAUUUGGAGAAUAGAAUAUGGCAAAGAGACCAGAGAGAUAUGCGGGCAAUUCAGCCUGAUGCAGGUUAUUAUAAUGAUCUGGUCCCACCUAUAGGGAUGUUGAAUAAUCCUAUGAAUGCAGUAACAACAAAAUUUGUUCGAACAUCAACAAAUAAAGUAAAGUGUCCAGUAUUUGUUGUUAGGUGGACUCCAGAAGGAAGACGAUUGGUCACUGGAGCUUCUAGUGGAGAGUUCACCUUGUGGAAUGGACUCACUUUCAAUUUUGAAACAAUAUUACAGGCUCACGAUAGCCCAGUGAGGGCCAUGACUUGGUCACAUAAUGACAUGUGGAUGUUGACAGCAGACCAUGGAGGAUACGUGAAAUAUUGGCAGUCGAACAUGAACAACGUCAAGAUGUUCCAGGCACAUAAGGAGGCGAUUAGAGAGGCCAGUUUCUCACCCACGGAUAAUAAAUUUGCUACAUGCUCUGAUGACGGCACUGUUAGAAUCUGGGACUUUCUUCGUUGCCAUGAGGAAAGAAUUCUCCGAGGGCAUGGUGCUGAUGUGAAAUGUGUAGACUGGCAUCCAACAAAAGGGUUAGUUGUUUCAGGAAGUAAAGAUAGUCAACAACCAAUCAAGUUCUGGGAUCCCAAGACUGGCCAGAGUCUUGCAACACUUCAUGCCCAUAAAAACACAGUGAUGGAAGUAAAGUUAAACCUCAAUGGCAAUUGGCUACUCACAGCAUCACGUGACCAUCUCUGUAAACUGUUUGAUAUCCGAAACCUGAAAGAAGAGCUUCAAGUUUUCCGAGGUCAUAAGAAAGAAGCCACAGCUGUGGCCUGGCAUCCUGUUCAUGAGGGGCUUUUUGCUAGUGGAGGGUCUGAUGGCUCUUUGUUAUUCUGGCAUGUUGGGGUAGAGAAGGAAGUGGGUGGGAUGGAGAUGGCCCACGAAGGAAUGAUCUGGAGUUUGGCUUGGCAUCCUCUUGGACAUAUUCUCUGUUCAGGUUCAAAUGACCAUACUAGUAAAUUCUGGACCCGAAAUCGACCAGGUGAUAAAAUGCGAGAUAGAUAUAAUCUAAACCUAUUACCAGGAAUGUCUGAAGAUGGAGUAGAAUAUGAUGACCUGGAACCUAAUAGCCUGGCAGUAAUUCCAGGGAUGGGAAUACCAGAACAACUUAAAUUAGCUAUGGAACAAGAGCAGAUGGGGAAAGAUGAAUCAAAUGAAAUUGAAAUGACAAUUCCAGGUUUGGAUUGGGGAAUGGAGGAGGUGAUGCAAAAAGAUCAGAAAAAAGUACCUCAGAAGAAAGUUCCUUAUGCAAAACCUAUUCCUGCUCAGUUCCAGCAGGCUUGGAUGCAAAAUAAAGUUCCGAUUCCUGCCCCAAACGAGGUACUGAAUGACAGAAAAGAGGAUAUUAAAUUGGAAGAGAAGAAAAAAACACAAGCAGAAAUUGAGCAAGAAAUGGCUACAUUACAGUACACUAACCCACAGCUUUUGGAGCAACUUAAAAUUGAAAGACUUGCACAGAAACAGGCUGAGCAAAUUCAGCCUCCUCCAUCUGGUACCCCUCUCCUUGGACCCCAGGCCUUUCCAGGACAAGGUCCAAUGUCUCAGAUUCCUCAAGGUUUUCAACAGCCCCAUUCAUCUCAGCAGAUGUCAAUGAACAUGGCGCAAAUGGGGCCUCCAGGUCCACAGGGACAAUUUAGACCCCCUGGACCUCAGGGACAAAUGGGACCACAAGGUCCUCCAUUGCAUCAGGGAGGUGGAGGGCCACAAGGAUUCAUGGGACCACAAGGGCCCCCAGGCCCACCCCAAGGGUUGCCAAGGCCUCAGGACAUGCAUGGGCCCCAAGGAAUGCAAAGGCAUCCUGGACCUCAUGGCCCUUUGGGACUUCAGGGACCACCUGGACCACAGGGUAAUUCUGGUCCUCAAGGUCAUAUGGGUCCUCAGGGUCUACCUGGCCCACAAGGUCACAUAGGCCCCCAAGGCCCACCUGGUCCCCAGGGUCACAUGGGCCCUCAGGGGCCUCCUGGUACUCAAGGUAUGCAAGGGCCACCUGGUCCCAGAGGAAUGCAAGGACCUCCUCAUCCUCAUGGGAUACAAGGUGGGCCAGGGUCUCAGGGGAUCCAAGGUCCUGUGUCUCAGGGACCUCUGAUGGGAUUGAAUCCAAGAGGAAUGCAGGGCCCUCCAGGCCCUCGAGAGAAUCAGGGUCCUACUCCCCAAGGCAUGAUGAUGGGCCACCCGCCUCAAGAAAUGAGACCUCACCCUCCAAGUGGACUACUGGGACACGGCCCUCAGGAAAUGAGAGGUCCUCAGGAGAUGCGAGGCAUGCAGGGGCCUUCUCCUCAAGGAUCAAUGCUGGGCCCUCCCCAAGAAUUGCGAGGGCCUCCAGGCUCACAAGGUCAGCAGGGGCCGCCCCAGGGCUCUUUGGGACCUCCACCUCAGGGUGGCAUGCAAGGGCCCCCUGGACCUCAGGGACAGCAGAACCAAGCAAGAGGGCCACAUCCAUCUCAAGGGCAAAUACCAUUCCAGCAACAGAAAACAGCUCUACUAGGUGAUGGGCCGAGGGCCCCCUUCAAUCAGGAAGGACAGAACACAGGCCCCCCACCCCUGAUACCAGGCCUAGGGCAGCAGGGAGCACAAGGUCGCAUCCCCCCUCUUAACCCUGGACAAGGACCUGGCCCUAACAAAGGUGACUCACGGGGCCCUCCAAACCAUCACAUGGGCCCACUGUCAGAGAGGCGGCAUGAGCAGAGCAGUGGCCCUGAACAUGGUCCAGACAGGGGACCUUUCCGGGGCGGCCAGGACUGCAGGGGUCCCCCUGAUAGGCGUGGCCCUCACCCUGACUUCCCUGAUGACUUCAACAGACCAGAUGACUUCCAUCCUGACAAGCGCUUUGGCCACCGAUUACGUGAAUUUGAGGGGCGAGGAGGACCUUUACCACAAGAAGAGAAGUGGAGGCGAGGGGGCCCCGGGCCUCCGUUUCCUCCUGAUCACAGGGAAUUCAGCGAGGGGGAUGGCCGGGGCUCAGCCCGGGGCCCUCCGGGUACAUGGGAAGGCCGCAGACCUGGAGAUGAGCGAUUUCCCCGGGAUCCUGAGGACCCACGUUUUCGAGGGCGCAGAGAAGAAAGCUUCAGAAGAGGAGCCCCCCCAAGACAUGAAGGCCGAGCUCCCCCAAGAAGCAGGGAUGGUUUUCCGGGUCCUGAAGACUUUGGUCCAGAGGAGAGUUUUGAUGCUUCUGAUGAAGCUGCCCGCGGAAGAGAUCUCCGAGGACGAGGCAGAGGUGCCCCACGAGGAGGAAGGAAGGGUUUACUUCCCACUCCUGAUGAGUUCCCCCGUUUUGAAGGAGGACGGAAACCAGACUCCUGGGAUGGAAACAGAGAGCCAGGACCAGGUCAUGAACAUUUUCGUGAUGCUCCCCGCCCGGAUCAUCCCCCUCAUGAUGGUCAUUCCCCAGCUGGCAGAGAACGAUCGUCUUCCCUCCAAGGCAUGGACAUGGCAUCCCUGCCACCCCGAAAGCGCCCCUGGCAUGAUGGACCAGGGACCUCUGAACACAGAGAAAUGGAAGUCCCAGGGGGUCCUUCUGAGGAUCGAGGAGGCAAAGGCCGAGGGGGCCCAGGACCUUCCCAAAGAGUGCCAAAGUCUGGGCGUUCCAGCUCCUUGGAUGGAGAUCACCAUGAUGGAUACCACAGAGAUGAACCUUUUGGGGGCCCUCCAGGCAGUGGUACCCCUUCUAGAGGGGUCCGGAGUGGCAAUAACUGGGGUAGAGGGAGUAACAUGAACUCUGGCCCACCAAGGCGAGGAGCUUCAAGGGGUGGUGGAAGGGGUCGGUAGAAGGUGGGAAUGAGUACUCCUUGGCAUCUCUGGACAGUAUUUAAUAACUUCUUGUGGACUUAACAAGAGAAACAAAAGGAAACCUGCACCUUGUAGCCCUGAACUCUUAUUCUGGGGCAGCUGAAUUCCAGGAGCCCCUAAUGAGGUCUUCAAGAUGAAGAGACUGCUGCUGGUCACCCAGAGUAGCUGGCCUUUUGUCCUGUACACCCUCACUGCCCCAGCUCCUACAUUGUUUUGUGAAGAUAGAAGCUGGAGUUUUUUUUUUGUUGUUGUUGUUUUUUUUAUCAGGAGACAAGAAGCACCUCCUCCACAAAUUUAAGUUGAUGUCCAAUUGGAAAUUUGUUUCUAUAUGUACAGUUUGUCAGAAAAAACAUUGUUUUUGUAUGAAUACAGAAUGUGAUUUAUGCAAGAAUUAACAGAAAACAACUAGUUGUGAAGUGCUUGCCUUAAGGAAAUUCUUAGUUUCUAUUGCAUCCAGUCUGUUGAAGGGUAUACAAUUAGUGCUUAUGCUUGUAAGCAAACUUGAUGAAAUCUCUUAAGUCAGGGGUGUCCAACUUUUUGGCUUCUCUGUGCCACACUGGAAGAAGAGUUGUCUUGGGCCACACAUUAAAUACACUGCAACAUGUAAUCACAAAAAGAUCUCAAUGUUUUAAGUAAAUUUACGACUUUUGUGUUGGGCUGCAUUCACAGCCAACCUGGGCCACAUGCAGCUCAGGCUGCUGGUUGGACACCCCUGCCUAAGUCAUCUAAAUUAAUUACAUCUGUGAACUUUUUGCUCUGGCAGAUGGAGAAGUACACUCCAAGAAAAAAUUAUUCUGGUUAUCCAAGUAGGGGUUCUCCCAUAGGUACAUCUGGUAAUCACCUUAGACUUGAAUUGCCUUUGUUCUGACUAGAGGAAUUUGAUGCAAGCCAGAUAUUAAUAUGUAUCCUUUUGACUACUGUAAGUCAAUUUUCACAAACUUUAAAUUGAAGACUGGAACAAAAUGUUUGAAACAAUUUUGCAAAACUUCAGUAAUUUCUUUCUUCCUCUAAUAUUAGCUCUGUGAAAAUACCCACCUUUAAAGCAGAAGAUAGGCCUAACCUAAAGUAAACCAGGAAGUUCUUGUCUACACAUAUUACUUUAGUUUUAAAUACAACAUUUGGCUCAGUUUGGAUUGGGUGCCAAAAGUUCAGUUUGAGGUAACUCCAUAAAACUCUCUAUACUGAUCCUUACCUUUUUUUUUAAUAGGGAGAAAGCUUUUAUUAUUCAAAGGAAGUCCAUAGUGUCCCUAACACUGCCAGUUUCAGUUUCACAUUAGAGACAAGUCUGCUUGGCACACUUAGCACUGGAAGUCUCAGUAGUUGCUUAGAAAAAAAAUCCCUUUUCUAAGGGAUAGUUGGACUUUAUGUAAAAAACCUAACUGGCUCUCUAUUAAUGUAAAAAAAUGGUAAAAGCUAAGUUAUUUCUGCAGAGAGAAAAGCAAUAAUCAUGUUGCUUUUUGGGUGUUAGAACCUAUAAACUACAAAUGAAUAAUUUUCACUUUAUUUUGAAAUUAAAGACAUCUUAAUUAUUAGCACUUCUGUAAACAUGAUUAGGAAGCUCAACAUUGCUUUAGGUGUGUGGAUGUUGUUUAUUAGCCCUCAACUGAUAGAUCUUAAAAAGAAGAUGUCAUUAAUUCUGAAGCUGAGAAGGGAUUCAGAGACCAAACCCUGAUCAAAAUUAGGCUCCUUUAUGAGAUUUAUUUGGUAAGAAACUUUAUCAUCUUAACAUUUUAGGAUUUGACUUUAAAACAUAGUACCUCAGUAAGCAGAUAACUAUCACAUUUUGAAUAUGAAUUCAUUUAGAAAAAAGUGAAACCUCUACAUUAUAUAUUUAUGAAAUACUUAAGAGAUACACAUUUUAAAACAUCACUGUCAAAAUAUGUUGUGCUUUGGAUUUUAUAAAAGCUAGAUUUUCAGUGUUGAAUUCUUGAGAAAAUGUUGGGAAUACAAUUUUUAGAAGUAACAUCAACAUAAAAAUGUGCUAAAAUGAUAAAAUCUUCAGUUCUGCAAGUUCUAAAGAAAUUUAGAAUUAAGAGAUUUAACUAGGGGGUAGAAAGAGCAGCCAAUUGCACAAGACUUUUCAGUUAAAUAAAUCACUCCCUGAAAACAGCAUUUGCUUUUACAAACACCCUCUUGGUUUUUCCUUUUGAGGGCAGUAACCAUAUUUACUGGUCCAGGAAGAAGGCAGUAUUUUUAAAGAACACUAUGGGAGGUGGGUGCAUGAAGUAGCCUGUAAGCCUCCCGUGGAUGUUGGUCACUGUAGUACCCAUCAGGACCUAAUACAUUUUGAGGCUGAAUGAAGAGGCAGUGUUCUACUGCUGCCUGACAUACUAUUUAAGCAAUACUGGACUCCAGCUCCAGAGAACAAUUUUCAAAUUGUGCAGUCCAAUUCUGUCCAAUUACAGAAAAGUGGUUCUCAAACUUAGCUGAAAAUGGGUGAUUGAAUAGAUCUGAGGUUUGGCUCUUCAAGUAAUUUUGAUGUGAACUGAGAACAAAUAAAACAAUUUUAAAAUUCUAAA